Messenger RNA from Diachasma alloeum, 606 nucleotides. RefSeq lists its product as uncharacterized. The transcript has a single exon. Bases 1 to 606 code for a protein of 201 amino acids. The record is from RefSeq and is a predicted model, not a curated record. Lineage: Eukaryota; Metazoa; Arthropoda; Insecta; Hymenoptera; Braconidae. Gene Ontology annotation, molecular function: nucleic acid binding; zinc ion binding.
AUGCUGAUUAUUCUGAGUAGGAAAACAAUUGAUGGAGCCCCCCAGUUGAGAUCAGGCAUCGCCGGUCUCCUCGGAGAGGAAGCAGAGGUGCUCAGUAAGGGGCCACUAGAAGACCUCGAGAUUAAAGAUCUUGACGAGGAUGCUACGAAGAAGGACAUCCUUGAAGCUCUGCAAAAAGCAGCUGGGGAGGAGUAUGUAAUAGCUCCUGAGGCCAUCAAGUCUUUGCGUAACGCAUAUGGAGGAACCCUGACUGCCUCAGUGACACUUGCAGCAACUACCGCGAAAAAGAUCCUGGGAGAGCACGGUAAGAUUAGGAUAGGCUGGGUCAACUGCCGUAUCAGGAGAGUGGAGAGACCAAUAAAGUGCUUCAAGUACUGGCACUAUGGUCACCUCGCCACGAAAUGUAGGAGUACAGUCAACCGAUCAAAACUUUGCGUGAAGUGUGCAGAGGAUGGUCACAAAGCAAAGGAUUGCAAGAAGGAGCCAUGGUAUGCCCUGUGCACUGAGAAUGACAAUUCAGAGAAUUGUGCCCACAUUGCUGGUAGCGGUAGAUGCCCAGCAUAUAAGGAGGCAUUCCAGAAGCUCAGUAAUAAAAGGCAAUCAUAA